This is a messenger RNA of Benincasa hispida (wax gourd), 1104 nucleotides long. Its product is annotated as protein LIGHT-DEPENDENT SHORT HYPOCOTYLS 3-like. Gene Ontology annotation, cellular component: nucleus. The record is from RefSeq and is a predicted model, not a curated record. Lineage: Eukaryota; Viridiplantae; Streptophyta; Magnoliopsida; Cucurbitales; Cucurbitaceae. Gene Ontology annotation, biological process: mRNA transcription; response to light stimulus.
UCAAAUAAAUCAAAUCUUGUGUCUUAGAUUUUCUUCUUUUUGUCCACUGUCCUUCUUUUCAUGACAGACAAUAACCAUCAAAAGUAAUAAUCUCAAUUCUCAAACCAUUUUAAUAUAACCAAAAUCUAUCCCAUCCAUCUCCCCUCUCCCCCUCUCAAUAUUUAUUUCCCCACCCCCACCUUCCAUGGAAGAAGAAGAAAAUAAGAAAAAACCCUAGCUACCCCCGAAAGAAAAAAAAUCCAAACUUUCCUUUCCCUUCUACAAAUUUAAGUACUCUUCCAUUUCCAAGAUCCAAAAUGGAUUCAAUACUCCCUGAAUUUGAAGGUUUCAACAACAACAACAAUCAACAACAAUUUGGAUUAGUAGUUUCCAAUACUACUCUUCAAAAUUUAGUUGUUGGUUCUUCGUCGUCGUCGACUUCGAGUCGUUACGAGAAUCAAAAACGACGAGAUUGGAACACAUUUUGUCAAUACCUUAAAAAUCAUAGACCCCCACUUGCUCUUUCAAGAUGUAGUGGAGCUCAUGUUCUUGAAUUCCUUCGUUAUUUAGAUCAAUUUGGUAAAACCAAAGUUCAUACACCAAUCUGCCCUUUUUACGGUCACCCUAAUCCUCCUGCCCCUUGCCCUUGUCCUUUACGUCAAGCUUGGGGCAGCCUUGAUGCUCUUAUUGGUAGACUUCGGGCAGCCUUUGAAGAGAAUGGUGGGAUGCCCGAAGCUAACCCUUUUGGUGCCCGAGCUGUACGGCUUUAUCUUAGAGAAGUUCGUGAUUUACAAUCUAAAGCAAGAGGAAUUAGCUAUGAGAAGAAGAAAAGAAAGCGUCCUCAACAGCAACAACAACAAAUUUCUCAAUCAAUUAAUGGAGCUAAUUGAAAAAUUAAGGAAAAAAAUUUCCACUUUAUGAUCAAGGAAGGCAAUUAGAGGCUGCAAGUUUCCUUCUUUGUCAUGUCAGUGUCUCCCAUGUCCAGGAAGAUGAGUGAAGUAUGCUGCAACUUAGAACAUUGAAAGAAAAAGUAAAGAAGUGGAAGAUGGGGGAAAGGGGGGAAGGGGAAAAAAAGAAGAGCAAAAGUAUGUAUGAGAGAAAACCCUUUGGCAUUCAAUACUGAUC